Helianthus annuus (common sunflower) is the source of this 1272-nucleotide messenger RNA. RefSeq names its product probable 3-hydroxyisobutyrate dehydrogenase, mitochondrial. Gene Ontology annotation, molecular function: NADP binding; 3-hydroxyisobutyrate dehydrogenase activity; NAD binding. Lineage: Eukaryota; Viridiplantae; Streptophyta; Magnoliopsida; Asterales; Asteraceae. Gene Ontology annotation, biological process: L-valine catabolic process. The record is from RefSeq and is a predicted model, not a curated record. The coding region runs from base 104 to 1129 and encodes 341 amino acids. The transcript is spliced from 10 exons.
AUUACUUCAGUCCAACAAGUGUCAAACUAUAUGUUCUUAAAUCUUACCCAACACUGGAAUAUAUAUUUGUCUCAAACUGUCUUGUGUUCUUCAUCAGUCAACAAUGGCGAUUUACAGGGCGAGAUCACUUCUAACACUCGCUAAAUCACGAUAUACAAUUAGAAGAUUUUCUUCAUCAAUCAUCCCAUCUAACUUGGAAAAGGUUGGAUUCAUAGGCCUAGGAAACAUGGGAUCCAGAAUGGCUAAUAAUUUGAUAAAAGCAGGAUACAAUGUUGCAGUUCAUGACAUCAAUCUUAGUGUCCUAAAGAUGUUUUCAGACAAGGGAAUCACCGUAAAAGGAUCACCAAUGGAGGUUGCGGAAACUAGUGAUGUUGUAAUUACCAUGUUGCCCUCGCCGUCCCAUGUAUUGAAUGUUUAUACCGGACCAAAUGGUUUACUUAACGGUGGGAAUCCAGUGAAGCCGUGGUUGUUCAUAGAUUCAUCUACAAUCGAUCCUCAAACAACAAGAAAGAUAUCUUCAGUUGUAUCUAACUUUGCAUUGAUUGAAAAGAAAGAUUCUCGGGUGACACCUGUCAUGCUGGAUGCCCCUGUCUCCGGAGGUGUUCCUGCAGCCGAGGCUGGAACACUUACGUUCAUGGUUGGCGGCCCCGAAGAAGCUUACAACGCUGCAAACCAUUUAUUUUCAUCUAUGGGGAAGAAUACCAUAUAUUGUGGUAGUGCAGGGACCGGUUCGGCAGCUAAGAUCUGCAACAACUUGGCAAUGGCUGUAAGUAUGCUUGGUGUUUCUGAAGCCUUUGUUCUUGGCCAGUCUUUGGGUAUUACAGCCACUACUUUAACAAAGAUAUUCAAUUCUUCAAGCGCUCGUUGUUGGAGCAGUGAUACAUAUAAUCCAGUACCUGGUGUGAUGGAAGGGGUGCCUUCCUCAAGAAAUUACGAUGGUGGCUUUGCAUCUGCGCUGAUGGCUAAAGAUUUGAAUCUUGCUUCAGCAUCAGCUAAAGAAAUUGGUCUGAAUUGCCCAUUUACUUCUGAAGCAACAGACAUAUUCACAAAGCUUUGCGACGAGGGUCAUGGGAGAAAGGACUUCUCUUGCGUUUUUCGCCAUUUUUAUUCGGGUAAGGAUGAAUUGUAAUAAAAUUGGUAAAUGAGUUACCUAAUUCUAGAGCUUGUGACUUGAACUGUGUUGUAGAUGUAACUGAAAUAAAUGAUGGUUAUAAUUUAUUAUUUAAACUAGGGUCGUAGUUACCCGCGCAUUGCGCAGGGACGUGGUUGGAA